CCACACUACCCAGCCACAUGACGCCGUUAACUAGCAGCUCGUUAACUACGCGGCACACGCCUCCGCUCCAAGUCUCUUCCACCCCAACCAACACUGCGACACGCGCGCAUCUCCACAUGCAGGGAGGAGGAGGAGGAGGCGUGAGCUGCGCUGUGGCCGGCGAGGCGCCGUCGCCUGGGGGAGUCCACCUCCGUGUCGGCGGCGGGCUGCUGGGCCUGACCAUCGACCCGGCGGGCGACGUGGAGGCCCCCGAGGAGCGCAUCGGGCGGCUGGUCCGCGAGAGCCCCGUGGUGAUCUUCGCGCGGCGCGGGUGCUGCAUGUGCCACGUGAUGCGGCGGCUGCUGGAGGCCGUGGGCACGCACGCCACCGUCAUCGAGCUGGAGGAGGCCGCAGAGGAGGCCGCGGCGUCGGCGGCCGCCGCCGCCGCGGUGCCAGCGCUGUUCGUCGGCGGCGCGCCCGUGGGCGGGCUCGACGGGCUCAUGGGGCUCCACCUCAGCGGCCUCCUCGUCCCGCGCCUCAGGGAGGUCGGCGCGCUCUGCGGCUAGCUAGCGAUCGAGGCCGUACGUCGCCGGCCCCGGCCGGGCACGAUGGGGCGCGUCAGUCGUCGAGGUCUGUAGAUACACGGGUACGUUCGCUACUUCAUUUCGAGAAAGCUGAGGGGCUCCGGUGUAAAAUGGCCUGUGACGUUAAUAAGACGUCGUUGUUGUAUUUGACUACUUGUGCUUCGCGUCGUUUUCCUACCCGACUGGUGGGGCUCGGGUGACAGCGUUGGGUCAAUGAGAGGGCCUUUGUGAGAAAUGUCUGGGUCUAAAUGUAAUUAAUACUUUUGUCC
Molecule: messenger RNA, 832 nt
Organism: Phragmites australis (common reed)
Lineage: Eukaryota; Viridiplantae; Streptophyta; Magnoliopsida; Poales; Poaceae
Product: glutaredoxin-C7-like
Exons: 1
Coding region: 18-545 (175 amino acids)
Source: RefSeq, a predicted model, not a curated record